Molecule: messenger RNA, 1324 nt
Organism: Drosophila obscura
Lineage: Eukaryota; Metazoa; Arthropoda; Insecta; Diptera; Drosophilidae
Gene: Tsen54
Product: tRNA-splicing endonuclease subunit Sen54
Exons: 5
Coding region: 64-1197 (377 amino acids)
Biological process (GO): tRNA-type intron splice site recognition and cleavage
Cellular component (GO): tRNA-intron endonuclease complex
Source: RefSeq, a predicted model, not a curated record
UAUCGUGAUAGUAUCGGGCUCAAAUAAUUGUAAAAUGGACACAAAUGGUCACACUGGUGCAAAAUGGAAUUGGUUGAAAUUAAUCCAACAAACACAUUUUUAAGUGGCGAGCAACUUAUUAAGCACCGCCAUUUGGAGAUUGAAGCCCCGUGCGGUGGCCUGAAGCGCACACAGAAUGAGGGAAGUGCAGCUGAACUCGAGGAAAUUACCACGGCUCUUGCUAAUCUGCGAGCUCAACUGUCAGUGCCACGCAUUGAACGGCUCGGGGGGAGGGCUCUGGCCACUUGGGAUGAAGAACAGCAAGCAGCGGCAAUUUUACGCAAAGAUGGCAAAUUCGAGAGCUUCGGAUACAGCGUGCAGGGUAAACAAUAUUUGGAAUACUACGAGGCCUUGUUCCUUCUAGAGUUGGGUCGCCUGCAGCUGGAGUACCAUGGCGUGAAUGUUUCAGUGGAGCAGGCCUAUGUCUUGCUGCUUGGAGAACUGGAGAGCGAAAAGUUCAGCAAUUACUUGGUUUAUUCAACGAUGUCUCGCGCUGGUUACAUAGUGGUUAGGCACAAGCGCCAUCAGCCAACAACAGAAGCAGUAACUAGAGCAGAUUGCAUCUGGGCUCUGCUGGAGGAGAGGACUGGGAAUAUCCCAGUAGCUUCACAUAUCAGAGCUUCACCGCUCUAUGCGAUUGUGGAGAAACGUAUGGAAGAUAUCAAACAGCUAAUCGUGUGGCCAAAUAUCAAAGAGAAUGAGAAUUGCGGAGAACCGAUCGACUUCAAAUUUGACACACGAAAGCGAAAAGCAAAUACAGUGUCGAACGGCGAUCCUGGCUGCAAGAAAGCAUGUCUAUCGACGGCCAAGAGCCUGGUAGAGCUGCCAAAGACAGAAGCGACCUUUGCCAGAUUCAAGAGUGUCUUUAACAAAUUCGAUAUUGUGCAGCUUAAAAACAGAGAUUACCCAGCCGUUGAUGAUACAAUUCUACCUUCCCGCAGGAUAUCAUUUGACUUGUAUCUUCAUAAUGAAGGUUUCAAAAAGCGCACGCCGAAAACACCCACUUUCAACGUCAUGAUUCUCCCGCCCGAUGCGCUGUUUCCCACACACAGUGAGAUUGCCCAGAGCCAGCGUCAACAGCUCCAUACAGCGCCACUGCUCGUCGUGUCCGUUAGCGAAUCGAAACAGAUACAGGCCUUCUUGUACUAUAUUAGUUGAUGAUGUCGGAUUCUGCGGAUGUGCUACCUCAAUAAAAUUUGCCAAUUACUUUUUGUGCCACAAAGUGCUGACAGGAGAAGUUCUGUCAAAACAUUCGAAGAAAAUUAGUUUAUUGUUUAUACUGUUU